Molecule: messenger RNA, 3268 nt
Organism: Somion occarium
Lineage: Eukaryota; Fungi; Basidiomycota; Agaricomycetes; Polyporales; Cerrenaceae
Source: the annotation of a GenBank genome assembly
CACACACUUGCUCUGUACAUCCACCAUGGCGUUCACGAAGGCACAACCCCUCUCUAUCGAAUCUUUGCUUCAGAAACAGAAGGAGGAGAAGGAAGCUGCUGCAAAGCCUCGAUUCCUGACUAAAGAGCAACGAGCGCAGCUUGCAAUUGAGAAGCGUUCUCAGGAACUCAAGCAACAACGUGAACGCGAAGAACAGGCAAAGCGGGACAGAGAUCUUCUGGAACGAGAAGCCGAAGAUAUUCGUGCAAGAGAAAGGGAACGUGAACGGGCUUCUAGGUACGGAAGCGGUGGUCGAUAUGAUGAUCGCUAUGACCGUGAUGGUAGAGAUUCAAGAGAUUCAAGAGACAGUGGUCGUUACGGACGAAGGGACAACCGUGAUCGAAGACCUACUGAUGAUCGAAGGUCGCAGUCUUACCAGGGAGUCCCUACUGGACCAAGAGCGGAUCGUGGCAGUGGAAAAGCUCCUCCUACAGGACCUGCUGCUGGUGCCUCAGGAACCUCGACGCCUUCUAUGGGCCCCCCACCUGUACCAUACGGCCCUGCCACCACUACACCCUCAAUUACGGAAGUGUCUGAACCAUACGUCCCUCCCAUGACUGACAACGAUCUUACAGCCAUUCGUUCACGAUAUCUCGGCGUCGACAAGAAGAAGCGUAAGAUUCGCAAGAUGAACGACCGGAAGUUUGUCUUUGACUGGGACGAGCAGGACGACACUUACUCUGCCGAAGCACCUGCAGCGGUUGGGAGCACCCGUCAAGGUGCUCAGAUCAAUUUCGGUAGAGGACACAUUGCCGGAAUGGAUGAUGGUGGAGGAAUAGUCGUCGGUGCAAGGAAAGGCGCUGAAGGAGGGAUGCAAGUUGCGGAUGCUCUUGAACGUAGGAAGGCCCAGAAGACCGGCCUGGAUGAGAGGCAUUGGACAGAGAAGUCUCUUGAGGAAAUGAAAGAACGUGAUUGGCGUAUCUUCAGAGAAGACUUCAAUAUUGCUGCUAGAGGUGGUCAAAUUCCACACCCUCUUCGUUCAUGGUCGGAGUCAGCUAUCCCACCUCAGAUCUUGGAAAUUAUCGCGAAGAUUGGAUACAAAGAUCCCUCGCCCAUCCAACGACAAGCCAUUCCAAUUGGCCUUCAGAACCGAGACGUGAUCGGCAUCGCGGAGACUGGUUCCGGUAAGACGGCUGCCUUUGUUAUACCAAUGCUGGCUUUCAUCUCCACGCUUCCUCCUUUUAACGACGAGAACAGACAUCUGGGUCCAUAUGCACUCAUUCUUGCCCCUACUCGUGAAUUGGCUCAGCAAAUCGAGUCAGAGGCCAAGAAAUUUGCUAGUCCCCUUGGUUACACAUGUGUCUCCAUUGUCGGAGGUCGUGCUGUCGAGGAGCAACAAUUCAAUUUGCGUGCCGGUGCGGAAAUCAUCAUCGCUACCCCCGGUCGUCUGAAAGAUGUUAUCGAACGACAUGUCAUCGUUCUAUCACAAUGUCGCUACGUCGUUAUGGAUGAAGCCGAUCGAAUGGUCAACCUAGGUUUCGAGGCCGAGCUCACCUUUAUUCUGGACAAAUUGCCAAGCGAUACUAUGGAAGGUGAGGACAAAGGUGAACAGAUGGACGUAGACGGCGAGACCAUGAUCAAGAGAGGUAGGACACGGGUAACCACCCUGUUCUCUGCUACCAUGCCACCUUCUGUCGAACGCAUCGCCAAGAAGUAUCUCAGAAGACCCGCUGUCAUUACUAUUGGUGAAGCUGGCCGGGCAGUUGAUACAGUCGAACAGCGUGUCGAGUUCGUUAGUGGAGAUGAGAAAAAGAAGCAUCGCAUGCUGGAAAUCCUCAACAGUGGACAGUUCCCGUCUCCGAUCAUCGUUUUCGUCAACCAGAAGAAGACCGCAGAUAUGGUGGCAAAGGAUUUGCAGCGUGGAGGAUGGGGCGCGGCAACAUUGCACUCUGGAAAGAACCAGGAUCAGCGAGAGGCUGCCCUUCAGGCUCUUCGUACCGGAGAUGCAGAUAUUCUGGUUGCCACUGACCUUGCAGGUCGUGGUAUCGAUGUUCAGGAUGUCAGUCUUGUCAUCAACUACCAGAUGGCCAACACUAUCGAGGCAUAUGUCCAUCGUAUUGGUCGUACUGGUCGUGCUGGGAAGCAAGGAACAUCGAUCACAUUCUUGUCGAAUGACGAUGAAGAGGUCAUGUACGAACUCAAGCAAGGUACGCUUAUCUUGAUUUGGUUCUACUUGUCGUCAGCGCUGAUCAUGAUGUUCGUAUUGACCAGAAAUCGGCAAGAGCCCAGUGUCCAAGGUACCUAUAGAACUGGCAAAACACGAGGCUGCUCAGCACAAGGUGUCAAGAGAGAUGAAGAGAAAGAGGGACGCAGAUGAACAGGACUGAGUCGAUCUGCAUUGGCUAGUCUUGAGUUUUCUCGGUGUAAUUUGCUUAAGUGGUGUAUCAGCAGGAUUGUGCAAUAUGAACGAACGUUCGACUUUUUUCAUGGCUUACUGUUUGCUUUAUCGGAAUUUGUGCGUCAUAUGAAUCAGAGUGGGUGCAUUCGACAUAUGUGAUGGCUCUUAUCUUGAGGACAGAGGGGUGCCUCCUGUGAUUGCGCUCUUUUGCGGCUCCUUUUGAGCUCUACAGGCUGUUCCAGAGACUGUGGUGGCCGGACGACGUUGGCCUCCGAUGCCAUGCCUCAACGGAAAGCUUCGCAUCCUGCACUUGCUAGAUUUUAAUUAUCAGGCCGUCAUCUUACGAAGAAAUAUUACACCAAAUCUGGAGAUUUCGUCGAAGGCCUGGAUCCGUUUUCCCCGAAACACCUCCAUGCCGCAUGGAAGCAUCCUUCAGUGCAUUGCGCGCAGCGAGGUCGUAAGACGAAAAUGCCGUCAGCCGAAAUUCACGGACUCUUCUUUCGGCCGGUCAACGCUUCUCGACCCUCGACCCUCGCUCGACUCCUCGAGUCAACCUCCAGUGCACGAAGUCCGAACAUGGCCUCCGUCAAUCCGAGUCUGCCCUUCGAUGCCGCUUCGCCGAUCACCGUGCGUCGGUCAGAUGGAGUUCUAUGUUGUCGUGUUUACCCUCUUUGACUACUACGGAAGAAGAUGGUCGGCAUUCAAGCUUAAGCCAUCUACGUCAGUUAUGCGGCAUACCGCAAGUUUUCUAGUAAUGCGUUCAUGUCCUCGGGAAUUGGGUCCGCUGCUUGAAAGCAACCGCCUCAGUCCUGAGGCACUCCGCAGCCUCGAUUCGCCAUUCCGUGUAUAAGCAAUUAGAACGUUGAGUAAGAUGAUUUAUGUUUCUGCUAC